AAUGGCGGAAGCGGAAAAGGCGGGACCUACGAAGCACGUUCGGACGGUCACUAAGCUUGUAGCCUGAAGGCUGAGAGGUGGGCGCUUCCUUCGCGUGUCGGCCGCCUCGCGCGGCUUGUGAAGUUCCAGCCUCAUGGCGGAGAUAAUUCAGGAACGCAUCGAAGAUCGAAUCCCAGAGUUGGAACAGCUGGAGCGCAUCGGACUCUUCAGUCACGCGGAGAUUAAGGCUAUCAUCAAGAAGGCGUCUGACUUAGAGUACAAAAUACAUCGGAGAACCCUGCUCAAGGAAGAUUUCAUCAGCUAUGUUCAAUACGAAAUUAAUCUUUUGGAGCUGAUCCAGAGGAGAAGAGCAAGAAUUAAAUAUUCAUUUAAGAAGGAUGAGAUUGAAUAUUCUAUUGUACAUCGGGUACAAGGCGUCUUCGGUCGAGCUUCAGCAAAGUGGAAAGAUGAUGUUCAGCUUUGGCUAUCCUAUAUAGUGUUUUGUAAGAAAUGGGGCACUAAAGCUCAUCUUAGCAAGAUAUUCUCGGCCAUGCUUGCCAUUCAUUCAAACAAGCCAGCUUUGUGGAUUAUGGCAGCCAAAUGGGAAAUGGAAGAUCGCUUGUCUUCAGAAAGUGCCAGGCAGUUAUUUCUUCGGGCUCUACGCUUCCAUCCCGAGUGCCCAAAACUCUAUCAAGAGUACUUUAGGAUGGAGCUGAUGCAUGCUGAGAAACUGAGAAAGGAAAAGCAAGAAUUUGACAAAGCUGCAAUGGAUGUGGUGAAUUUUGAUCAUCCUGAGGAAGUCCUUAAAGGGGAGUUGGCACGGAUCAUUUACAAAAAUUCUAUAAGGAAGAUUAAAGGCGCAGAAUUUCAUGUGUCACUUCUUUCAAUUGCACAACUGUUUAAUUUUGCCAAAGAUCUACAAAAAGAAAUUUAUGAUGACCUUCAAGCUCUGCACACUGAUGACCCACUCACCUGGGAUUAUGUGGCACGGCGAGAAUUAGAGAUUGCGCCCCAGGCAGGUGAAGAGCAGCCUGCAUCAAAGCAAGCUAAAGCAGUGGAAGUGGGCCGAAGGGAGGAAAGGUGCUGUGCGGUGUAUGAGGAGGCAGUGAAGACUCUGCCCACAGAGGCCAUGUGGAAGUGUUACAUCAACUUUUGCUUGGAAAGGUUUGCUAAGAAGAGCAGCAGUGUGCCCCUCAGAGGGCAGAGGCUGGAAAGAACCAUGCUUGCAUUCAGGAAGGCCCAUGAACUGAAGCUCCUUUCUGAAGUCCAGUACAAGCAGUGGAUUGACCUGCUGCUACGCCAGGACCUCUUUAAAGAAGCUCUGCAGGCGGCAGAGGCUGGGACAGACUUGUUCAAGGACUCCGCAGCAAUGUGGCAGCUGAAGCUGCGGGUGCUGAUUGACUCACGGAGCCCGGACAUAGCUGUGCACUUUGAGGAAGCUUUUGCGCAUCUCAAGCCCCAGGUUUGUCUGCCCCUGUGGAUUUCUUGGGCAGAGUGGAGUGAAAAUGCUAAAAGCCAGGAGGAGACUGAAGCGGUCUACCAGAAAGCUGUUUUAGCUGUCACUGGUGCGGGUUCUGUGACCCUGAAGGAGAAAUACCUGGAUUGGGCUUAUCGAUGUGGUGGCUACAAAAAGGCCAGAGCAGUGUUUAAAAGUUUACAGGAAAGCCGACCAUUCUCCGUUGAGUUUUUCAGGAAAAUGAUGCAGUUUGAAAAGGAGCAGGAAGCCUCCAAGAUGGCAAACCUGAGGGAAUAUUACGAGAGGGCGCUGAGAGAGUUUGGGUCUACAGAUUCUGAUCUUUGGAUGGAUUACAUCAAAGAAGAAUUGAGCCAUCCCUUCGGGAGACCUGAGAACUGUGGGCAGAUCUAUUGGCGAGCCAUGAAAAUGCUGCAGGGACAGUCAGCCGAGCUGUUUGUAGCCAAACAUGCCAUGCACCAGGCUGGCCACUAGCAAAGAGCACUAGCAGUGGGUGGAACUG
This is a messenger RNA of Acomys russatus (golden spiny mouse), 1955 nucleotides long. It is a transcript of the gene Utp6, whose product is annotated as UTP6 small subunit processome component. The transcript is spliced from 19 exons. Gene Ontology annotation, cellular component: Pwp2p-containing subcomplex of 90S preribosome; small-subunit processome. NCBI's taxonomy places the organism in Eukaryota, Metazoa, Chordata, Mammalia, Rodentia, Muridae. Gene Ontology annotation, molecular function: protein binding; snoRNA binding. The record is from RefSeq and is a predicted model, not a curated record. Gene Ontology annotation, biological process: maturation of SSU-rRNA from tricistronic rRNA transcript (SSU-rRNA, 5.8S rRNA, LSU-rRNA). Bases 134 to 1927 code for a protein of 597 amino acids.